CGCCUCGGUUGCCCUUCUCUUUGCCCGUCCAUUCCGCGCCGCGGUCCUCGAUCCGGCCGCACGUGUCACUCGCAACCCUCGUCGUCGUUCCCCAGGUACCGCCCUGGGUCAAUCUCACCUUCGUGCCGAUCGCGGUUUGCAAACACUGCAGGCUUGCGGGGGGUUGAGGAGACGCACGAGUUGUUCGUGCAGCCCUUUCUUAAUUGCGGUGAUCACCGAUCAGUUUCGCGUACCUGACAACGACCGCGCAACCUCGAGAACUUGAAAUAACCUCGCUACGCGGUCUUCUUACUCAGGUCUCACCUUCCUUUGCACUCUAAGCACCCGGAUUAAGGCGAGGAUCGGUUCGAGAUACAAGACAUCCGUCUUCGCGGACCUUUGCAAACGAAUCGUGACGAGGGGGCGAAGAAAGAGAGAAGAAGAAUUUCAACGUUGGGCCGAGGGAAAGCCCGGCGUGUAAAACGUCGAGGAGACUUCUUCGAAGAAGGACAAGAAGAUGAAGCAGGAGGAGGUCCGAUCGCUGAUGGGAGAUAAUUUGUUAGUCGUAUAAAUUCCAUGCCCUCCAGACACGCGAAACGUCUGCCGCAAAAUGGUAACUUAUUCAACAUGUUUCUAGACUAAUUUCACUCAAUGACGUCGAAGCACUAAAACCUCUCUCAGCACGUUUCUUGCUGCAAUAUAUAAGAGUCCAAGUCGCGAGUCAGAGUAACGAGCGUGAAAUGUUUCUACAUAAGACUACAGCUCGGGGCUUCUGGGGCCAGGUUGAAUAAUUGAUUGGUGUUUACGGGAUGGUGGUUGCUGACAAAUGCUGCAAUGCCACUGCGAUGCCAGCCGGCGGCCGAGGUGCUGCUGGCUUCGGUACUGAAAGCAACCUUCCUCAACGUUUUAAAUCACCUCAUAAUAUUCGCCUCGAUAACAUUCAUUGCCUCGAGCAGCUCUCAGUCCCCGACUCGGUACGCCUCCCGAAUCGUUGAGACCAAAAGCGGACAGAUAAGGGGAAUCCUGCAGGAACCUAACGGUCGGCACCUGGACCCGGUCGAAGUCUUCCGCGGCAUUCCAUACGCGGCACCCCCCGUAGAAAAACUCCGUUUCAGAUCGCCGAGGCCUCCGCUGACUUGGGCGGGUGUUAAACUCGCGGAUACCUUUGGCUUAGUUUGUCCUCAAAACUACCCGGACGUAACCAAUCGGACAAUUGCUCUAGGGACGAUGCCACGGGGAAGAUUUCUCCAGCUGAAACGCCUUCUUCCGCUGCUCGGGAAUCAAAGCGAGGAUUGCCUCUUCUUGAAUCUCUACAUACCUGGAAGCGGUUCCCGAGGACUCGAGGCACCCUACGCAGUGAUCGUUUACGUACACGGUGAGAGCUUUGAAUGGGGUUCCGGAAAUCCCUACGACGGCUCGGUAUUGGCAAGUGCUGGUCACGUGAUCGUCGUAACACUGAACUACCGGCUUGGUAUAUUAGGAUUCCUAAGGACUCGUCCUGGUCCAGACACAACGGACGGUUCCGGAGGUAAUCUUGCCCUCAAGGACAUUGCUAUGGGGCUCCGAUGGGUGCGCGAUAACAUCGGCGCCUUUGGCGGCGACCCGACCAGGAUCACCCUAGUUGGACACGACACUGGGGCGGCUCUCGCCAAUCUCCUACUUCUGGCGCCCUACGGCAAAGAUUUGUUUCAUCGGCUGGUUCUUCUCAGCGGUUCCGCCCUAAGCCCCUGGGCAGCAGUACACGAGCCGGACGAUUUGAGGGUGAAAGUCGGGGAACAAUUCGAAUGUGCAGUUGAAACCGAAGCCGACAUCGCCGAUUGCCUUCGCGAAGUUCCCUUACAAAAUCUAAUGGAAGUAGAACUACCCGAAACAAGGUUCAUGCCGCGGAUUGGUCCAGGAUUACCGAUCGACGUGAACAGUCCUGACCCAAGCCACGACAUGGAGAGAGACAGCGGUAGUUUUGUGACGAUACCACUGAUUCUCGGCGUUACGACGGCCGAGAGUUACCUCGACUUCAACGCGAACGAUAUUCAGUAUGGCUUCGAGGAGGAGCAGAGAAACCGAGUGCUCCGAACGUUCGUCCGCAACGCGUACGUCUACCACUUGAACGAGAUAUUCUCGGCUGUGAGGAACGAGUAUACGGACUGGGACAAGCCUGUCCUACACCCAAUUAACAUACGAGACUCGACGAUGGAGGCACUGAGUGACGGUCACACCGUGGCUCCGCUGAUGAGGGUUGCGUUUUAUCACGCGAGGAGGGGUGCCAAGACUUUUUUCUACCAUUUCAACUAUCAGACGAAAGACAGCGAUUACCUGCAGCGACUGGGAAGCGUGAGGGGCGAGGAUAUACCCUACGUUUUUGGACUCCCACUCGUAUCCGGAGGUACCUUUUUCCCCCAGAACUACAGCCGCCAGGAUCAGGGCGUCGCCGAGGCUGUUCUUACAUUUUUUUCAAACUUUGCCAAAACCGGAAACCCCAACGAACCGCGAAACGUCGACUCCGUAGAUUAUGGAACGGUCAAAGAGAAGACCAGGUUUCGAGGUCUGACAUGGGAGCAGUACGAAACCGGAUCGCAACAGUAUCUUACGAUAGCUCUCAAACCGAAAAUGAAGAGCCACUAUCGGGGACAUAAAAUGGCGGUCUGGCUAAACCUGAUACCACAGUUACACCAACCUGGAGAUGACGACGUGACAAUGCGGCAUCAUCAUUUCCGCGAGAGAGGAGACCACCUCUACGCGGGACCAGUGCGCGACGAGUGGCACACACCGAUACUUCUUCCCGGCAACACGGUGACGACGUCUCUGUCGACGACCGAGUGCAGCUCAACCAUUGGCGAAGACGCGACCUCCGAGAUCGGGUCACCGUCUAGUGGCGUAAUAGACGGCGAGGAGAGAGUCAGAGAGAGACACGACGAGACGGAGCUUCUCCAGAGACUGGCGUCUCGCCACUACUACAGCACAACAACUGCCCUGGCGAUAACCGUCGGGGUUGGAUGCAUCCUUUUGAUACUGAACAUGAUGAUAUUUGCUGGUAUUUACUAUCAGAGAGAUAGAGAGAAAAAAAGAGCGGCUAGCGAGUGCACCCCGAACGGCCAUCAAGAGUCGGUACCGAUGACGACGCGGCCCUCCUCGCGCGACUCAAACGAGGACACAAGGUCCGAGGAGCCUCCACCCUCGUACACAACCCUGGCACGCUCCAGUCCCCCGCCACCCUCGUCUACUAUGCCAGAGCAGCGGCUUCUUCGGGACGAAAGUCUCAGAAAAAACGUGAAGAUCGUUAAGGAGCAUGGAACUCAUCCCCAGAAGGAUCCUGUGCCACCUAAACCACCCACGAGGACGACCAGCUCUUUGACCACUACCGGCAUUAAGAAAAGAGUUCAGAUUCAAGAGAUAUCUGUAUAGCAUUAGGGGUUGCCCUCCGCGGAGGGCAACUCCAGCUGUUCCGUAAAACGUGUUACUUUUGUGGAAUCACGAUUUUAACAGAGGCUUCGUUUCCUGCACCCCUGCACGCCUACGCGGGAAAAUUUGCGUGAAAACCCGUUAGCACUGGGUUGUAUUAUAUCCAUGGGGAACGGAAUUUUUCGCGAGUGUUACAGACUACAGACUUCAAAGUGAAUUAUACAGUGUAUAAAACGGAUUUAGACUCUUUAGAGCAAGCAGUUAAGAUGAUAAAAAAAAAUUGUCUGUUUCGUGACAGACUUGAGAUGUCACAUAUUUGUUAAUAAUAGACACCGAAAUCAUACGUGAUUAUAUAUGAUAUUUAUGCGAAAGAAAAGUGUAUAAUAGUCUUUUCCCUCCCAGUUCAAAGCCAUAUUGAUCAUGAGCUGUACGCGAUAUAUAAACUAUAAAGCGUAACUCCGUUAAAUUUAUUCUAAAAUAAUACGGUUGAUAUUGCUGUAAUUUAGAAGCGUAGCGUUUAUUCUACUGUAUCUGGAAAAUUAUCACCAUUGGUCGGGGAAACUGCGUAUUGUAUACGUAUCACCCAAAUAUGUAUCUGUACUUCGAAGUAUAAUGAAACUAUUACAAAAGAUUGUGAAACCAGAGUUGGCAUCAUAGCUCGGCACUUCAUGUAUUUAGUCGAGCCGACGUGUAUUAUGAAUUACACACGAAUCGCUCGUCAAAAUUGAAUUUAAAAAAAUUGUACCUAUGCAUACGACUGGAAUAAAAUAUCAUUCGAUUUGUAAAUUUCACGGUAGUUCAUACGGCAAUAUUGUAAUUAAUAAAUACCAAU
Neodiprion fabricii is the source of this 4210-nucleotide messenger RNA. RefSeq names its product neuroligin-4, X-linked-like (gene NLG-5). Gene Ontology annotation, cellular component: synapse; cell surface; postsynaptic membrane. The record is from RefSeq and is a predicted model, not a curated record. Gene Ontology annotation, molecular function: neurexin family protein binding; signaling receptor activity. Bases 814 to 3381 code for a protein of 855 amino acids. Gene Ontology annotation, biological process: postsynaptic membrane assembly; chemical synaptic transmission; neuron cell-cell adhesion. The transcript has 12 exons. NCBI's taxonomy places the organism in Eukaryota, Metazoa, Arthropoda, Insecta, Hymenoptera, Diprionidae.